CCCCCACCCUUCGAGACCCUCCCACAGCCCCCACCCUUCGGAGACCCUCCCACAGCCCCCACCCUUCGAGACCCUCCCACAGCCCCACCCUUCUAGACCCUCCCACAGCCGCCCCUUCGAGACCCUCCCACAGCCCCCACCCUUCGAGACCCUCCCACAGCCCCACCCCUUCGAGACCCUCCCCACAGCCCUCCCCUUCUAGACCCUCCCACAGCCCCCUUCGAGACCCUCCCACAGCCCCCUUCGAGACCCUCCCACAGCCCCCCCUUCUAGACCCUCCCACAGCCCCCUUCGAGACCCUCCCACAGCCCCCCUUCGAGACCCUCCCACAGCCCCCCCCUUCCAGACCUCCCACAGCCCCCCUUCUAGACCCUCCCACAGCCCCCCCCACUUCUGGACCCUCCCCACAGCCCCCCUUCGAGACCCUCCCCACAGCCCCCCCCUUCGAGACCCUCCAACAGCCCCCUUCUGGAGACCUCCCCCCAGCCCCCCUUCGAGACCCUCCCACAGCCCCCCCCUUCGAGACCUCCCACAGCCCCCCUUGUAGACCCCCCACAGCCCCCACCCUUCGAGACCCUCCCACAGCCCCCACCCUUCGAGACCCUCCCACAGCCCCCACCCUUCGAGACCCUCCCACAGCCCAUCCA
Oncorhynchus gorbuscha (pink salmon) is the source of this 647-nucleotide messenger RNA. Its product is annotated as extensin-like. Lineage: Eukaryota; Metazoa; Chordata; Actinopteri; Salmoniformes; Salmonidae. The record is from RefSeq and is a predicted model, not a curated record. The annotation marks the transcript as partial. The transcript has a single exon.